AUGGACUUCAACAAUCUCUCGCCGUUGGACAUAUUGUCCAAAAAGACCAACAAAAUGUCCAAGCGACUGGACUCGGACGUUCUGCCCUCCAACGCCUCGAUCACCUCGAUCGAAUCAACCGAAACUAUGGGAGGAGUGACAGAUCAGUUUGGAUACAAUCAAUAUGGAGAAUGGAACCCGCGAAGGACAUCGUCGGCCUCGUCUAUAGUGUCGCGCGACUCGCAGGACUUCUCCUACAACCACAGACAAACGUCCAUCAUCAGCACAAACAGCAGUAUUGGAGGCUUACUCAUGUCACUAAAGGUGGACGAGGAGGACGAAGAUGAGGAGGAUGAAGACGAGGAGGAUGACACCCCACUCGCUCAGACGUAUACAAACGACACAGCCAGUAUACAUUCAGCAGACACUGUUCAACAGCGGGAACUGACCUUAGAGGAGCAUCGGUCCGAGUUUGAAAACUACUACAGAGAUCAUAAACCUCGAAUUAUCGAUGAUGACGACGAUGAUGAGCUAGAUGAGGAUUUGGUCAAACAGCCGCAAGUUCAGCAGACCAGAUUCACGGCUCCUGUUGCCGACAAACCGCUCCCUCCUGCAUUUGCAGACAAGCCAUUACCUUCGUCUCCUGUGCCUCCGCGGGUUCAACAGCAGCAUCAACAGCAUACCAGAGUCCCCUCCAACGGUUCCAUGCGGUCUCUGACGCCCUCUACACACACGGUGAGCAAUACUAACAGUGCUCCUACUCCUAGUGCAGGGGGCCCGGUUGGAGGUGUUGGAAAUGCUUCUUCAGCUACCAUUCCUCUUCCUUCCAACUCGGCCACCGCAGACGAGCAUCUUUCCGCUGGAAUCACUUUCCACGAGCAUGGCAAGCUGCGUGAGAGUGCGUACCAGUUCCAGACGGCUGCCAAUAUGGGAGAGCCGACUGCCAUGCUACUGUAUGGUCUAGCUCUACGACACGGAUGGGGCCUGCGACAGAACCCCGAGGAGGCCGUCAAGUGGCUCAAGCGGGCAACCAACAUUUUUUUCGAUGCCGGUAACGACAAGGGCAACCGUUCGUCGACGGCAGAUCUGCUCAAGACUCUAGGCAAGGCAGAUACUGUCACAGGAGGCUCGGGUACGUCCAACGUGAAGAAGUCACGGGUGGGGCUGGCUUUGUACGAGCUGGGGAUGAGCUAUUUGCAUUCGUGGGGCGCCGGCAAGGACGAGGAUUCGGCAUUGCAGUACUUCGAGUUGGCUGGCACACUUGGAGACGGAGACGCGCUGUGUGAGGCGGCCAACAUUUGGAUGAAGAAUGGAGGCAACGGUCGUAAGAAAAAUUUGCAUCGGGCGGCGGAGCUGUACAGACAGGCGGAGGAUCGGGGCGUGGUCAUUGUGGGCAAUCAUUGGAUCUACAAGGACAAGUACAUGCCCAAGAAGGACAAAAAGAAGGAUAAAGGGUUCUUGAAGAAGAAGUAA
Yarrowia lipolytica CLIB122 is the source of this 1452-nucleotide messenger RNA. RefSeq lists its product as uncharacterized. Gene Ontology annotation, biological process: negative regulation of G2/M transition of mitotic cell cycle. The record is from RefSeq and is a predicted model, not a curated record. Gene Ontology annotation, cellular component: cell division site. Lineage: Eukaryota; Fungi; Ascomycota; Dipodascomycetes; Dipodascales. Gene Ontology annotation, molecular function: protein binding.